Messenger RNA from Camellia sinensis, 1653 nucleotides. The record is from RefSeq and is a predicted model, not a curated record. Lineage: Eukaryota; Viridiplantae; Streptophyta; Magnoliopsida; Ericales; Theaceae.
AUGAAGCUCUUAUCAUGGAAUGUAAGGGGUUUGGGUAAAUCUGUAAAGAGAAGGAGGGUCAAAUUACUGCUUAAGGAUAGGAAAAUUGAUUUUGCUUUUUUCCAAGAGACAAAGAAAAGUGAGGUUACACCAGAUUUUGUAAAAUCAUCAUGGCCUAUGGAUGAAAUAGAAUUCAUGGCAGUCAACUCUGAAGGGAGAGCUGGUGGGCUUCUGUGCAUUUGGAAACCAACUGUUUUCAAGCUAUCACAGUAUUGUAGCACAAGGCAUUGCAUUGUACUCUCAAGUACUCUUCUUCCAAAUUUUAACUGUGUUCUUGUCAGUGUUCAUGCUCCUAAUGAAGUUAAUGAGAGAAGUAGAUUCUGGAAUGUCCUGCAUGGGUUGAGAUCUAGCUUCUAUAAUCCCUGGUGUCUAGUUGGUGACAUCAAUGAGAUACGGAAUCUUGGGGAAAGAAUGGAGUGUUCUAGAAAAGACAAAGGGAUGAAAGAGUUUAAUCUAUUUAUAGAAAAUAUGGAGCUUCUUGAUUUACCCAUGUUGGGAAGACAGUUCACUUGGUGCAAUUCUAAUGAAGGUGAAAGAUGGAGUAGAAUUGAUAGAGUACUCAUGUCAACAGAGUGGGUGGAAAAGUUGAAUUUAAAGUUAUGGGGUCUAGAGAGAAGUGUUUCAGAUCAUUGCCCCCUGCUACUGGUCGAGGAUGGCAAGGAUUGGGGUCCAAGGCCAUUCCGGUUCAUAAACGCUUGGACUUCACAUCCGAAAUUUGGAGAAGUUGUGAAAAAGUCCUUGGUUGAUUCUGCUUUUACUGGCUGGGCAGGUUUUAUUGUUAUGAAUAAGCUGAAGGUUCUACGUUCAGUUUUGAAAAAAUGGAAUGCAGAGGUCUUUGGCAAUAUUACUCAUUCAUUGAAAGUAGCGGAGGAAGAACUCCAUGCAAUUGAUCUAGUGGCUGAAUCUAGAAGUCUUAUGCAGAAUGAGGUUAAAAGAAGGAGAGAAGUCCGAAAGGAAGUAUGGUUAUUAAAUAGGAGAGAAGAAUGGUUAUGGAGGCAGAAGUCUAGAGUUAAUUGGAGUUUAAAAGGAGAUAAGAAUACAAGAUUCUUUCAUGUCAUAGCUACAAGCAGGCAGAAUAGAAAUCUGUUGAAUUCAAUUGAAGUGGAUGGGGAGAUUCAUGAGGAUCCACAAAAGAUCAAAUUUGAGGUAGCUAAACACUUUAAAAACAGAUUUUGUGAAGAGUGGAAAGUUCGACCUAAGCUCCAAGGUGUUUUCAAGACCAUUGGGCAUGAUAAUGAUUCUAAUGGGCUGGUUAUUCCUUUUUCAGAGGAGGAGAUUUGGAGAGCUAUUAGAGAGAGUGAUGGAAAUAAGGCACCAGGACCUGACGAUUUUUUGGAAAUGACGGGUCAAUUUCCCCACGGCGGAGGUUCUCCAGGCGCCAGAGGCGAGCCUAACAUCAUGUCUCUGCCUCCGAGGGUGACUUCUCGCAAUGUGGGGGGGUAUGGCUCUACUGUGGCGAGAGACUGGUAUGCCGAGCUCCCGGAGGCUGUUUGGGAUUUGGUUGACUUGACGGGUUUCGGACCUUUCUUUGUGGGUCUAUGUGUACUUCCCGACAUUGACCACAAAGAUGUUGGUAGGGGGACUUCUCAUGACCCCAUACUCACUGGUAUUUGA